Messenger RNA from Prorocentrum cordatum, 325 nucleotides. NCBI's taxonomy places the organism in Eukaryota, Dinophyceae, Prorocentrales, Prorocentraceae. The record is from the annotation of a GenBank genome assembly.
AUGAACAUGCUAUUCUUGGGCAUCCCCGUUUUGAGCGUCGGCUCGACUCUGGCCUUCACCUACUGGGGGGUCGGCCGCAGUGUGCCCAGACUGACUUUGGCGGACAGGUGCAGGUACCUGCUCUUGCGACUGGUGGCGUUGAUGAUGGUACUGCUGCCGCCGUACAGGCGCGCGCUGGGCCUGGCCCUCCGCACGACCCUGCAGUCUUGUGAGACGUGCGCCGAGCGAGAGGCAACUGCGACAUGCAGCCCGCUGGCCGUCUCCGUGUUUGCACCGCUCUUUCUCCUGCUCGUCGCCGUGCUGGCCUCUGCGUUGAUCCUCGCGG